Molecule: messenger RNA, 1098 nt
Organism: Lolium rigidum
Lineage: Eukaryota; Viridiplantae; Streptophyta; Magnoliopsida; Poales; Poaceae
Product: homocysteine S-methyltransferase 4-like
Exons: 5
Coding region: 1-1098 (365 amino acids)
Biological process (GO): S-methylmethionine cycle
Molecular function (GO): S-adenosylmethionine-homocysteine S-methyltransferase activity; zinc ion binding
Source: RefSeq, a predicted model, not a curated record
AUGGGGCGUGGCGACGCAUUCGUGCACGACGCCGCGGACACGCUGCGGCGGUGGGUGCGGGAAGCCGGUGGGUGCUUGGUGGUGGACGGCGCCAUGGGCACGGAGCUGGAGGCGCACGGCGCGGACCUGCAGGACGAGCUCUGGAGCGCCAGGUGCCUCGUCUCCGCCCCUCACCUCAUCCGCAAGGUCCAUCUGGACUACCUAGAGGCCGGCGCCAACAUCAUAACCACGGCGUCCUACCAGGCGACGCUGCAGGGGUUCCAGUCGCGCGGCCUGUCGAGGGAGCAGAGCGAGGAGCUGCUGCGGCGGAGCGUCCAGAUAGCGCAGGAGGCGCGCGCCAUCUUCCUCGAAGGCCGGUCCAAAGGCCCCUACGCCGCGCGCGAGAACAACGACGGCUCCACAGAGCGGCGCCGGCCCGUGCUGGUGGCGGCCUCCGUCGGGAGCUACGGGGCAUACCUCGCGGAUGGCUCCGAGUACAGCGGGGACUACGGCAGAUCGGUGACCAAGGAAGCGCUGAAGAAGUUCCACCGGAGGCGGCUGCAGGCGCUGGCGGACGCAGGACCGGACCUCAUCGCCUUCGAGACCAUCCCGAACAAGCUGGAGGCGCAGGCCUACUGCGAGCUCCUGGAGGAGAACGACAUACGGAUCCCCGCCUGGUUCUCCUUCACCUCCAAGGACGGGGCCAGCGCGGCCAGCGGGGACCCCAUCACCGACUGCGCCGCCGUCGCCGACUCCUGCAGCAGGGUCGCCGCCGUCGGGGUCAACUGCACCGCUCCCAGGCUGAUCAAUGGACUGCUCCUCGCCAUCAGAAAGGUGACGAGCAAACCGGUGGUGGUGUACCCAAACACGGGGGAGACGUACGUGGCCGAGACCAAAGAGUGGGUGGUGAGUGCUCUAGCCUCCGCUGCGGGCGGUGCGUCGGCAACGGACUUCGUGUCGUGCGUGGGCAAGUGGAGGCAGGCGGGCGCGUCGGUCGUGGGAGGUUGCUGCAGGACGAGCCCGGCGACGGUGAGUGCCAUCGCGCGGGCGCUGCGAGACGCCGAUGGUACUGCCGAUAUCGACGAAUACGACGAUUUCCCAGCUGUGGCCGUGCUCUAA